AUGCAGUUGUCCUAUUCCAAUGAUGUUCGGAUAUAUAACUUGAGUGCUGGAAAAUCUGUACCUGAGUGGAUAUCAAGUCGUCAGAGAAGGAAAUUGGAACGGAAGGAUAUCGACAUUCGCAGGCGAAUCCAGUUGAUUCAAGAUUUUGAGAUGCCUGAUCUCAGUCACACAGUUGAUGUAACUCCAGACGGACGUUACGUGUUUGCUACAGGUACUUACAAACCGUAUGUAAAAUGUUUCGAUUUGAACGAAAUAUCUUUGAAGUUCUGCAGAGGUUUGGACGCGGAUGUAGUAAAAAUGAUUGUGCUAAGUAGUGACUAUUCAAAGUUUGUUUUGUUAGAAGAGGAUCGGUACUUGGAAAUGCAUGCAGCAUUUGGACGGUACUUUCGCUUACGAAUCCCCCGGUGCGGUCGUGACAUGGCAUUUUGUCACGAAGCUAGUGAUUUGAUGAUAGUGAGUAGUGGUAACGAAAUUUACCGGUUAAACCUCGAGCAGGGACAGUUUCUUACACCAUUUAUUUCUUCUUCACCAUCUUUAACGUGCUGUGACAUAAGUGACCAGCAUCAGUUAUUCUUAUGUGGAACUGCCGAUGGACGUGUUGAAGCAUGGGAUCAUAGAGACCGCCAACAGGUAGCAAUCCUCGACUGUGCUGCAGAUGCUGGAGUAGAUGAUCGUAAUCGAAGGAAGUUACCUCAAAUAUCGGCCCUCAAGUACAAAGACGCUUUGCACUUUGGAGUUGGAUGCAGUACUGGCAGUGUUCUUUUAUAUGAUAUUCGAUCUAGCCGACCGUUAUUAGUAAAGGAUCAUCAAAUGGAAUUGCCAAUUAGAAAAAUAGAGUUUGUUCCUGAUCUUGAACUUGUGCUAAGCAUGGAUUCUCGUGUGCUUAAAAUGUGGAACGAAGAGUCGGGGAAACCCUUUGCUGCUAUAGAACCAGGAAAUUGCCUACUUGAUUUAUGUCGAUAUCCAUCCUCAGGUGUUCACCUAGAGUUAGUCAAGCUUUUUAGUGCUCUGUUUUCUUCUAAUGGAGCUGUAGUUUAUUUAGGCCUUUUAUUCAUGGCAAACGAGGCACCGAAAAUCUUGCAAUACUUUGUUCCGGCUCUCGGGACGGCACCGAAGUGGUGUUCUUAUUUAGAAACUAUCACUGACGAGCUAGAAGAAACUGAUCAGCCUGCAGUUUACGAUGACUACAAGUUCGUUACUGCAAAGGAGUUGGAAGACUUGGACCUUGAUGUGUCUGUUUUAAAAAGAAUGAACAUGCUUCGCGCAUACAUGCAUGGUUAUUUUAUUGAUGCAAGGUUAUAUGUCAAAUCAAAGGCUGUAAAGCAGCAGUUUGACUUUGAAAAAUUCAAAGAGAAGAAGGUAAUGGAGCAGAUUGAAGCGGAGAGGUCUAAUCCAUUUUCAUUGAAAAAAGUAAGGGAAGAUAAAUUACCAAAAGUUAACAGGGAGCUAGCGGUGAAGCUUCAAGAAGAAAUGAAUAUGUCUAAAGAGGGAGUGAAUAGCAGAUGGAGAAAAAAGGCUGAAGAAGCAACAACUGUACUUGAGGAUGAACGGUUUAAAGGCUUAUUUACAAAUCCUGAUUUCCAAGUGGACGAAAACAGUGAGCAUUACCAACAGACACAACAGGCUAUUCUAAAGUUUAAAGCCAAAAAGUUGCGACUGGCGAAAAAGAAUGGGGUUUCUGAAAGUUCUUCAGAAAAUGAGGACUUUCCUCAAAGCGGCUUGUUUAUGGAAGAUCCUAACUUGGGAGAUAAGGAGUCAAGCGAGAGUGGGAUUAGCGAAGGAGAUGAUGAUGAAGAAGAGGAGACAUCGGUUGACGGGGAACCUGGAAAUAGCAAAGUUAAACAGUUUGAAGAGGAUUCAAAGGGUGAAGAAGGUGAUAAAGAUUCGGAGGACAAGAAAUUACUUGAUGCAGAGGUGAGGAAAGCGAGGAAACCAAAGAGUUUUGAAUUGAUUGAGUUAGACGCUGGUGAAGACGUUGCUCAGUUCGUAAAGACAAAUGAGUCCUUAGAGAAUUCUACGGAUACUUUGGGUUUGUUGCGGAAACAAAUGAAAGAAAUUAACGGAGAAGUGAAACAGGUGAACGCUUUUGGCAGCCGUCAGUUAACUUUUGUGCUCAAAGGACGUGGAAACUCAAGCGUGAAUGAAGGAGCUUUAGAAAAACAAGCUCAACAUUUAAGAGAGAGAAAGCAGGCUAGACGGGAUGUACGUCCAAUAAUUAGAACUUUGAAAAGGUUGCCUACAAGAGGGGGUUUUAAGGGAGUUAGACGACGAAGAUAG
Molecule: messenger RNA, 2277 nt
Organism: Enterobius vermicularis (human pinworm)
Lineage: Eukaryota; Metazoa; Nematoda; Chromadorea; Rhabditida; Oxyuridae
Source: the annotation of a GenBank genome assembly